Cotesia glomerata is the source of this 2486-nucleotide messenger RNA. RefSeq names its product serine/threonine-protein phosphatase 2A 65 kDa regulatory subunit A alpha isoform (gene Pp2A-29B). Lineage: Eukaryota; Metazoa; Arthropoda; Insecta; Hymenoptera; Braconidae. Gene Ontology annotation, molecular function: protein binding; protein phosphatase regulator activity. The record is from RefSeq and is a predicted model, not a curated record. Gene Ontology annotation, cellular component: cytoplasm; protein phosphatase type 2A complex. Bases 181 to 1953 code for a protein of 590 amino acids. Gene Ontology annotation, biological process: protein dephosphorylation. The transcript has 9 exons.
CAAUCAAAUAAACCUCGCACUCCUGGCACUUCCUUCCUCACUGCUCACUGCAGAACUUUUCCAUCAAACACUUCACCGAUGCGAUAUUUUAAUCAACGAAGUAGCUGUGAAUAAAUACGCAGCGUUUUAUAAGGAUACAACAAACAACACAAUUUAUAAAAAGUGACUAUCAGCAGCAAAAUGGCAGCGGCCGACUCAUCAACCGACGACAGUCUUUAUCCAAUAGCCGUUUUAAUUGACGAACUGAAGAAUGAGGAUGUACAGUUGCGUUUAAAUUCAAUAAAAAAACUUUCAACAAUAGCAUUGGCACUUGGAGCUGAAAGAACUCGCAGUGAGUUAAUGCCAUUUCUUACUGAAACUAUUUACGAUGAAGAUGAAGUAUUACUAGCACUUGCUGAGCAACUUGGAUCAUUCACACCACUUGUUGGUGGUCCUGAUUAUGUUCAUUGUCUUUUGCCACCAUUAGAAGCACUAGCAGCAGUAGAAGAGACAGUAGUGCGCGACAAAGCCGUCGAAUCACUCCGAAACAUUGCAAGCCAGCACAGCCCGACGUACUUGGAAGACCAUUUCGUCCCAUUGGUCCAGCGUCUCGCUUCUGGAGACUGGUUCACGUCUAGAACCUCAGCUUGUGGAUUGAUAAGUGUGUGUUACCCACGAGUGAGUCCAGCGACGAAAGCAGAGCUGAGGAAUCAUUUCCGCAACUUGUGUCAAGAUGACACUCCGAUGGUACGUCGUUCAGCGGCUUCCAAACUCGGGGAGUUCGCUAAAGUCGUCGAGAUUGAGUAUCUAAAGGCGGAUUUGAUUCCAAUGUUUGUUGUUUUGGCGCAAGAUGAGCAGGAUUCAGUACGCUUGCUAGCUGUUGACGCCUGUGUUAGCAUUGCUUCUCUCCUCCAACAGGAAGACGUCGAGCAGUUGGUAAUGCCAACACUACGUCAAUGUGCCGGUGAUCAGUCGUGGCGAGUUCGUUACAUGGUUGCUGAUAAAUUUACUGAUCUCCAGAAAGCAGUAGGCCCAGAAAUAACAAAAUCUGAUCUAGUUCCAGCAUUCCAAGUUCUUUUAAAAGACACAGAAGCUGAAGUUAGAGCAGCAGCUGCUGAAAAAGUCAGAGAAUUCUGUCAAAAUCUCGAUCAGUUUAAUCAAGAAAAUAUUAUUAUGACAAAUAUAUUACCUUUUAUAAAAGAACUCGUGGCUGACCUUAAUCAACAUGUUAAAUCUGCGUUAGCUGGUGUUAUUAUGGGACUUAGUCCUAUUUUAGGCAAACAUAAUACUAUUGAACAUUUGCUACCACUUUUCCUGAUGCAACUUAAAGACGAAUGCCCAGAAGUACGUCUUAAUAUUAUCAGUAACCUAGACUGUGUAAAUGAGGUGAUUGGUAUCCAACAACUGUCCCAGUCACUUUUACCGGCGAUAGUCGAACUCGCUGAGGACAGCAAAUGGCGAGUACGUCUCGCGAUAAUCGAGUAUAUGCCGCUGCUAGCUGGACAAUUGGGUGUCGAAUUCUUUGAUGAAAAACUAAACUCUCUGUCAAUGAACUGGCUUGUUGAUCACGUCUACGCGAUCAGAGAAGCUGCUACGCUUAAUUUAAAGAAGCUGGUCGAGAAAUUUGGUCCCGAGUGGGCUUCUAAUACUAUUAUUCCAAAAGUUUUAAACAUGUCACGUGACCAAAAUUAUUUACAUCGUAUGACGUGCUUAUUCUGUAUCAAUGUAUUGGCUGAAGUAUGUGGUCCAGAUAUAACAACAAAAGUAAUGCUCCCAACAGUUGUUGCAAUGGCUAAUGACAAUGUAGCAAAUGUAAGAUUUAACGUAGCAAAAACAUUACAACGUAUCGGGCCUUAUCUAGAACCAAGUGCAGUGCAGACGCAAGUCAAACCAGUACUUGAUAAACUUAAUACAGAUUCAGAUGUUGACGUUAAAUAUUUCGCUUCCGAAGCUAUUGCAGGAAUCGCAGCGUAGGUUAAUCACAUCUCCUAAGCGCAUUUAUCUCUAAUCCAUACGCCAGAAAACUACGUAUAAAAAAUUAACAUUAAAAAAAGAAAUAAAGAUCAAGAAAAUAAAUUUUUCACAGAAAAAAUAAAAUAAUAAAAUCAACAAUAAAUAACGUAUCAAUACCGGUCUCUUUUCCACAAGACGUAGAUAAAUAUUGUGAAGAUGCACCUAAUGUAGAAUUAUACUAAAAAAAAAAAAUAAAUAAUCUGGAAUUAUCAGUUAAUUAAAACUGGAGUAUAAAAAAUAAAAUAAAAUUUCAACUGUAUUUGUAUAUCUUUAGCAAUUGUACUAAGUAUUGAACUAUUGAGUUUUUAAAUUAAGGUCAUAUUAUUAUUAAUAUUAAUAUUAUUAUUAUACAUAUUGGUAUUAAUUAAGUAAUGUUUUAAGAGUAAAUUAACUAUUAGGUGAAUGAACAAGAGGAAUCAUUCUCUAUAAAUGAUAUAAAAAUAAAAAAAAGGAUCAUGUCAUUUGGUUAUUACUCGAAUAAAAUAUUAAAUCAA